AUGUUACAAACUUCUGAAAUACUUCUCCUGCAUGCUCUCGCUUUCCUGCCCUUGUCCUCCCAAAUUCAACACGCCGGCGACCUGGUUGUCAUUACCUCCUCAACUCCUCCUGUCCUGGCUCCAAGCCACCAUCGCACCGCUUGGCCCUUGCGGAUCCGCCAGGCUUGGAUUGAUUUCUUCUUUUGCUUGGAAGGAGUAUCCAGUUAUUUGAUGAUAAUGGAACCAAAGCAUUCAGCUGAAAUGUGCAAGCAUCUGGAGAAGCAAAAUCAAGCACUAAUGGGAACAUACCGAGCAAUGUCCCACGAGUUGUAUAAACUUCAGGUAGAGGAAGAAACAAUCAUGCGCGAACUGUAUGAGCUUAUGUCUGCAGAAGGUCUUCUUCCAAAGCACAAGAAAGAAAAGCAACUGGAGAGAGAUGCCAAGGAAUCAACUCCGGUAGGAAAACAAUGGACAGAACCAUAGAAAGCAAACUUCAAUUUGAAAUGUUGAUCUUGCACUGGGUUCCUAUCCAUUCCAAUGCGAUACCCUGCCACUGCAACUCAAGUUUCAACUAUGUUUUAGAUAUUUGGUGGCAACUUCAGAUGUUGGCAUGAUCUGUAUUUUCCGACUGCAUAAAGGAAUGAACCUUACAGUUUGUUUUGUGAGGAGUCAUUUUAUUGUUUAUCUGUUGCAACCAGAUUCACCAUUUUUCCUUUUCACGCUUAUCUUCUCAAGAGGUUUCUGUAUUUUAAGAUGGGUUUCCUCGCUGUAGAGCUAGUUGUUCCCUGACGCUUUGGAAACUUUGAGUGUGAUCACUUUUUACGGAAUUGUGAAGUUUGUAUCUGUAUCUACAAUCGGAAUAUUUGGAUGCCAAGGGAAGUGUUCAACUGUGCUA
This is a messenger RNA of Setaria italica (foxtail millet), 874 nucleotides long. RefSeq lists its product as uncharacterized. The coding region runs from base 1 to 462 and encodes 153 amino acids. The record is from RefSeq and is a predicted model, not a curated record. NCBI's taxonomy places the organism in Eukaryota, Viridiplantae, Streptophyta, Magnoliopsida, Poales, Poaceae. The transcript has 5 exons.